Acanthoscelides obtectus is the source of this 912-nucleotide messenger RNA. The record is from the annotation of a GenBank genome assembly. NCBI's taxonomy places the organism in Eukaryota, Metazoa, Arthropoda, Insecta, Coleoptera, Chrysomelidae.
AUGUACGCGGUGGCAAGAAAAACUUGUUGUCGAUCAUGCUUUGACUGCUCCGAAAAUAUACAAUGUCGACGAACCGUACAAAAAAGAUGUCAGAAAGUGCUGGCUAAAAAAGGAAAAUCGCAGGUUGGUGUCAUAGCUAGCGGCGAAAGAGGUGUGAAUACUACAUUCGUAAGCUGCGCAAGUGCUGCAGGUCAAUACGUGGCACCGAUGGUAAUUUUCAAAAGGAAAAGGAUGGCGCCAGAGCUGGCAGAUGGAGCUCCCCCAGGAUCACUGGUCGAAAUAUCGGAUACUGGUUACACUAACGCCGAUUUGUUUGUUACUUGGUUACAACAUUUCAUUGCUGCAGUUACACCUUCAAAAGAGGAUAGAGUGCUUUUAGUUUUAGAUGGACACACCACACAUUCGAGAGAUUUAGCAGCCAUUGAGAUGGCCCGCGAGAAUGGGGUUAUUAUUUUACAGCUGCCAGGUCAUACCACCCAUCGUUUACAACCACUUGAUGUGGCAGUAUUUAAGCCAUUCCAGGUCUAUUAUGACCAGCGGAGAAAACAAAAAGCAGUAGCGGAAAGCAAGGACGCUGACGAUACACCUUCGAGUGAUGAUGAUGUGCCCUUGGCGCUUUUAGUUGAAAAACCGAAAUCGUGCGCCACCUCUGAAACUCAACCACCCGAUGCUUCUUUCGAAGACAUUCUACCAAUUCCAAAUAGUCCUGGCAAUCAGAAAAAUGCAAGUAAACGUGCACAAGCAGCAAAAGUUUUAACUUCAACCCCACAUAAGGACGAAUUAAAAGCAAAGCAAUCUACUAUCGAAGAAAAGAAAAAUAGGAAUAGCCAAUGGCCAACCGGAAAAAAAGUAAAAAGGAAAAAUGCUUCGUAUGGUUCAAAUGACGUAGUGGUAAAAAUAGUAGAGGAUUAG